AUGGGGAGGGGAUUGGUAGCAGGGCUGCCUACGUCGAUCAAGGGGUGGCGGCCACGGUGGUUCUUUGUGGCAGUUAAUGGGGGGAUGGGGGUACGCACCAUCUGGAAGGUGCCAACCCGGUCGAUGGAGUCGAGACUAGGGGCGGUGGCGGAAGAGAUGAUGAAGAGAGUGAAGGAGUGGAGAGAGAGAGAGAAGGCCAAAUGGGACGAUCUUGUCCAGCCGUCUGCACUGUUUGAGGCGGGGCUGGGACCGCAGCCGAAAGUUGGAGACCUCGGUCUGGAGGGGUUGGAGGAGAGAAGAAGAGCGCAGGAGGUAGAGGAUCGAGCCGUUAUGGCCAAGGCCGCGAAGUUGAUGGAGGCGCAGAGGGACCGACCGCCUCAACCGAUCGCGCGGGAGAGGAUCCGACCGCGCCCCAGGCCGUUGGGGGAAAAAGACUUAAGCAGCUUUGAGCCGCGGCCGCCGCCUGUAGACCCUGUAAAAGAAGAGGCCAGAAAGGGGGUGGAGCCUCUGAAAAAGGAGAAGAAGAAGAAGAGGAGUGCCCCAAAGGAAGCUGCAGAGGAGUCUGGGGCCAAGAGGGCGAAAGUGGCCCCAACGGAGAUGGAGGUCCCUGUGGCAAAGGACGCCCCAGAGGUGGUGGAGAUCAUCCCGAUGGUGGAGGUUGUGGAGAUUGCUCCACCAGUGCAAGUGGAGGCUGGGGAGUUGGGGGAGGAGCGUGCCAGAGCAGAGGAGGAGAAGGGGAGGCUUCUGAGGGAGUGGGAGGUGGAGAAGGCGAAGGCGGCGGUGGAGCUGGAGAGUCUGAGGAAGGGGGUGGAAGAGGAGAGGGCGACGACGGCUGCUGAAAGAGGGGCCCUGCAAAGGGAGCUGGACGAGGAGAGGGCGAAGGCGGCGUCUGAAAAGGCGGCCUACCCUGAUCUAUGCGUCGCAGCAGUAGAGCAAUAUAAAGGGUCCCCCGAAUUUCAGAUGGUGGUGGAUGCUGCUGUCACCAGGAGUCUG
Camellia sinensis is the source of this 993-nucleotide messenger RNA. Lineage: Eukaryota; Viridiplantae; Streptophyta; Magnoliopsida; Ericales; Theaceae. The record is from RefSeq and is a predicted model, not a curated record.